This is a messenger RNA of Acanthamoeba castellanii str. Neff, 699 nucleotides long. RefSeq names its product copper/zinc superoxide dismutase. The transcript has 7 exons. NCBI's taxonomy places the organism in Eukaryota, Discosea, Longamoebia, Acanthamoebidae. Gene Ontology annotation, biological process: removal of superoxide radicals. Gene Ontology annotation, molecular function: copper ion binding; superoxide dismutase activity. The coding region runs from base 1 to 699 and encodes 232 amino acids. The record is from RefSeq and is a predicted model, not a curated record.
AUGGAGGGAACACAAGGAAGCGAAAAGCUGCGCACUGGCGUGAAGGCACAGCUCAACGUGGAGAUGACCUGCCAGAGCUGCGUGGAGGGCAUCACGACGGCCUUGAAGGCCGUUCCCGGCGUGACGGUCCUCGACGUCGACCUCGACCGAGGCGAGGUCGAGCUGUUGACGCAGCGCGUGCCGGUGGAGAAGCUGCUGCGAAUCCUGCGUGAGACCGGCCGAUCGGCGUCCCUCCAGGGCCUGGGCGGUGAGGGCGAGCAGUUGGGAUCGGCGGUGAGCCAGCUGGAGCCGGCCGACGGGAGCAAGGAAGGCCCGCACGCCACGGUGGCCCUCGACCGAUGCCUCGUCGAAGCCAUCCUCGACGGCUUCCCUCCCGGCGAGUACGACCUGGCGGUGCACGAGUUCGGCGACCUGUCAGACGCAGAGCGCUCGGUGGGCGACGUGUUCGGGCGACACCCCGGCUACGCCGACAAGCCCGCCGGUGAGAUCGGACGCAUCGCAGUCGGCCAAAACGGAGAGGGCACGAUCAUGGCGGACAACAAGCAGCUCAAGGUGUGGGACAUCAUCGGACGGAGCGUGGUGGCCAGGCCCGCCAGCCCCGGCGGCGCGCGGGGCGUCGCGUUCGGCGUCAUCGCCCGAAGCGCCGGCGUGCGAGAGAACCCCAAGAAGAUCUGCCGGUGUGACGACCCAGACUUUUGA